Molecule: messenger RNA, 3042 nt
Organism: Ochotona curzoniae (black-lipped pika)
Lineage: Eukaryota; Metazoa; Chordata; Mammalia; Lagomorpha; Ochotonidae
Product: importin-11-like
Exons: 29
Coding region: 202-3042 (946 amino acids)
Biological process (GO): protein import into nucleus
Cellular component (GO): cytosol; nuclear envelope
Molecular function (GO): small GTPase binding
Source: RefSeq, a predicted model, not a curated record
CCUGUGACGCAGUUUUCGCGCGCCCGCGUCGUUUGCAGCCGCGACGCUGAACAUGGCGCGUUCCUAGAAGCCGCUUUCGGCAUCAGUAGGCGGCAGCGUGUGGACAAGGCAGCGUGGGGCGCGGGAGCAACUGACGCCACUUUGUGUUGGGAAGUGGGAGCGGGACGGCCGUGUGGUUCCGGACCGAACCAAACGGUUUCCAUGGAUCUCAACAGUGCCAGCACUGUUGUUCUUCAGGUCUUAACGCAGGCCACCAGUCAGGAUACGGCUGUCUUAAAACCAGCGGAGGAGCAGCUCAAGCAGUGGGAGACACAGCCAGGGUUUUAUUCAGUGUUGUUGAAUAUUUUCACAAACCACACUCUGGAUAUAAAUGUUAGAUGGCUUGCUGUUCUGUAUUUUAAACAUGGAAUCGACCGCUACUGGAGACGUGUUGCACCUCAUGCUCUCUCUGAGGAAGAAAAAAGCACUUUGCGUGCUGGGCUGAUCACCAACUUCAAUGAACCAAUAAACCAGAUCGCCACGCAGAUUGCAGUGCUGAUAGCCAAAGUUGCUAGAUUGGACUGUCCGCGGCAGUGGCCUGAGCUGAUCCCCACGCUCAUCGAGUCUGUCAAGGUCCAAGACGACCUCCGACAGCACCGCGCCUUGCUCACCUUCUAUCAUGUCACCAAGACACUGGCGUCCAAACGACUGGCUGCUGACAGGAAGCUAUUUUAUGAUCUAGCAUCUGGAAUUUAUAGUUUUGCCUGUUCUCUGUGGAAUCACCAUACUGACACAUUCCUGCAGCAAGUUUCUUCAGGCAAUGAAUCUGCAGUUCUUAGUUCACUAGAACGAACUCUGCUGUCAUUAAAAGUGUUACGUAAAUUGACUGUUAAUGGAUUUGUGGAGCCACACAAGAAUAUGGAGGUGAUGGGUUUUUUGCAUGGAAUAUUUGAACGUUUAAAACAGUUUCUGGAAUGCAGUAGAAAUAUAACUGCAGAUAAUGUAUGUAGAGAUAGAUUGGAAAAGACCAUCAUUCUCUUUACUAAAGUGCUUCUGGACUUCUUGGAUCAGCAUCCCUUUUCAUUUACUCCUCUAAUUCAGAGAUCCCUGGAAUUUUCUGUAAGCUAUGUUUUUACCGACGUUGGUGAAGGUGUUACGUUUGAGCGAUUCAUAGUCCAGUGCAUGAAUCUUAUUAAGAUGAUUGUCAAAAAUUAUGCUUAUAAGCCAUCUAAAAAUUUUGAAGAUAGCAGCCCCGAAACACUUGAAGCCCACAAGAUUAAAAUGGCAUUCUUCACGUAUCCUACCUUGACAGAGAUCUGUCGAAGAUUAGUCUCUCACUAUUUUCUGCUAACCGAAGAGGAACUGACCAUGUGGGAAGAAGACCCGGAAGGCUUUACAGUGGAAGAAACAGGAGGAGAUUCUUGGAAAUACAGUUUGAGGCCUUGUACUGAAGUACUGUUUAUAGAUAUAUUCCAUGAAUAUAACCAGACUCUCACCCCUGUGCUUCUGGAGAUGAUGCAGACACUUCAAGGGCCAACCAAUGUGGAAGAUAUGAAUGCAUUAUUAAUCAAAGAUGCUGUGUAUAAUGCUGCUGGAUUAGCCGCUUAUGAGCUGUUUGACAGUGUUGACUUUGAUCAGUGGUUUAAGAACCAACUUCUCCCAGAACUACAAGUCAUUCACAACAGGUAUAAGCCGUUGCGGCGCAGGGUGAUUUGGCUCAUUGGUCAGUGGAUUUCUGUGAAAUUCAAGUCUGACUUACGACCCUUGCUUUAUGAAGCAAUCUGUAACUUACUUCAAGAUCAAGAUUUAGUGGUCCGUAUUGAAACAGCUACAACUCUGAAGUUAACUGUUGAUGAUUUUGAAUUUAGAACAGAUCAGUUUCUACCGUAUUUGGAAACCAUGUUCACGCUACUUUUUCAACUACUGCAGCAAGUUACCGAGUGUGACACAAAGAUGCACGUUCUGCACGUUCUUUCUUGUGUGAUUGAAAGAGUCAAUAUGCAGAUCCGACCCUAUGUUGGCUGUUUGGUGCAGUACUUGCCUCUGCUCUGGAAGCAGAGCGAGGAGCACAACAUGCUGCGCUGUGCGAUUCUGACCACGCUGAUUCAUCUUGUUCAGGGAUUAGGUGCAGACAGCAAGAACGUAUACCCUUUCCUGCUGCCCGUUAUUCAGCUGAGUACGGAUGUUUCCCAGCCUCCACAUGUGUAUCUUCUGGAAGAUGGUUUAGAAUUAUGGUUAGUAACAUUGGAAAACAGUCCAUGUAUUACACCAGAGUUGCUUCGUAUAUUUCAGAAUAUGUCACCGCUUCUUGAACUAAGUUCAGAAAAUCUCAGAACCUGCUUUAAGAUCAUCAAUGGUUAUAUCUUUUUAUCAUCAACAGAAUUUUUGCAGACAUACGCAGUAGGUCUGUGUCAGUCUUUCUGUGACUUGUUAAAGGAAAUUACUACAGAAGGUCAAGUUCAAGUGCUCAAGGUUGUGGAAAAUGCUCUUAAAGUGAACCCAGUGUUAGGCCCGCAAAUGUUUCAACCAAUUUUACCCUGUGUUUUCAGGGGUAUCCUAGAAGGGGAGAGGUAUCCUGUGGUGAUGUCCACGUAUCUUGGUGUUAUGGGUCGAGUCCUGCUACAAAAUACUAGUUUCUUUUCUUCACUGCUCAAUGAGAUGGCACAAAAAUUUAAUCAGGAGAUGGACCAGCUUUUGGGAAACAUGAUUGAGAUGUGGGUGGAUCGGAUGGACAACAUCACGCAGCCCGAGAGGAGGAAGCUUUCAGCUCUGGCUCUGCUGUCUCUCCUGCCGUCUGAUAACAGUGUUAUCCAGGAUAAAUUCUGCGGGAUUAUAAACAUCGCAGUGGAGGGCCUGCACGACGUCAUGACUGAAGAUUCGGAAACAGGAACUUACAAAGACUGUAUGUUAAUGUCCCAUCUUGAAGAACCAAAAGUGACAGAGGAUGAAGAACCACCUACAGAACAAGAUAAGAGGAAAAAGAUGGUAAGUUACAAAGUGCUUUUAAAAAUUGAGCACCAUGUGUCAUCAUCAUCUUCUGUAGAUGAGACGUUCACCUGUUGA